Messenger RNA from Rotaria sp. Silwood2, 1203 nucleotides. The record is from the annotation of a GenBank genome assembly. Lineage: Eukaryota; Metazoa; Rotifera; Eurotatoria; Philodinida; Philodinidae.
AUGUCUUCACAUAUUGGUGUUUCAUGUGAUUCAUGUUUAAAAACGAAUUUUUCUGGCCGUCGCUAUAAAUGUUUACAAUGUGAUAAUUAUGAUCUUUGUGGUUCAUGUUAUGAUAUGAAUGUUGAAAGUCAAAAUCAUAUUCAUACACAUCCAAUGCAAUGUAUAUUAACAAAAGCAGCAUAUGAAUUAUUCUAUGCAGGUGAAUUAAUAUCUUAUCGAACAAUAGUUUCAUUAACAUGUCCAUAUUGUGGUUUAUCUGGUUUUAUUUCACAUACACUUUUAAUACAUUGUUUAGAAAAACAUUCAAUUAUGUUAUCCGAAACAAAGACUAGUCAAGUUGUUAUGUGUCCUAUAUGUGUUAUUAAUCCAUUAGAAGGAUAUCAAUCACGUUUUGUUUCAUUAGCCGAUCAUAUUGCAAGAGAACAUGAUGAUGGAGAUUUAUCAAUAAAUCAAAUACAACAAUUUGAAAAUAAAAAAGAAGAUUUUGAUCAAAAUGAUGAUGAAGAUGAAGGAUUACCGUUAUAUAUACUUGCAGAACGAUUAUUUACUAAAGAAGAAAAUCGUCGUCAAGAAGCAGCAGCUCGUCAAAGACUUGCACAAACAAUAGUUCGAAAUGAUUGUCAUAAUUCAAUAUCAAAUAGAAAUAUAACAUCUCAACGACAUACUCUUUCAAGACAAUCAGCAACAAGAGGUUCUCGAGGAGGUCAUUUUAAUAAUAAUUAUCCUUAUGGAACAGUAUCUCGUACAACAACUGGAUCAUUUCGUAUACCUUUUGAUACAACAGUAGAAAAUACAAUAUCAUCUGAUCCAUAUGCAUCUAUACUCUUUUCUCAAGAUCCUCUAUUUGAUUUUGAUUCUCCAUUUUCGGAUUUAACCAAUACACCAUUUUUUCUUACAUCAUCUGUUUCAACUCCUGCAUCAACACUUGAAUCUACAAAUAACGAUCGAAUAAUUCAGAAAAAAUCAAGUUUAUCGAAUACGAAACAAAAACGUUUUAAUCCUAUUCAACAACCAUCAACACAACCAAUGAUGUUAACUGAACCAUCUAUUUCUAAUUAUCAAUUAUGGCAACAAGAGUUUUAUUCUUCAUUGAAUAAUAUGAAUUCUUUAACUGAUACUCAUAUAACAACUGAAAAUAAUAAGAUUAAUGAUCAUACAUUGAAACAUCCAGAAAAUGAUCCACGAUCAUUACUUGGAAAGUGA